Trichophyton verrucosum HKI 0517 is the source of this 1311-nucleotide messenger RNA. RefSeq lists its product as uncharacterized. The record is from RefSeq and is a predicted model, not a curated record. NCBI's taxonomy places the organism in Eukaryota, Fungi, Ascomycota, Eurotiomycetes, Onygenales, Arthrodermataceae. The coding region runs from base 1 to 1311 and encodes 436 amino acids. The transcript has 2 exons.
AUGACAAGGCUCAGGAAGGCGGCCGCUGUAGGAGUCGUGGCAAGUAAACCACAGGAACCAGCCGCCUUUCCACAGUUUGCCUGCGACCACGAUGACGUCGACGUCCCGGGCGGCGCUGCUGUCUCUUCUGCUACUUCGUCCUGCUCGCAUGGCGGUGCUGUCUUAGCUGCUUCAUCCUCCACACGCCUCGACUCGUCGCUGCCUCAACGCCCUCAAUACAAGACCCAUGCACACGGAUACGGUGCUCGCAAGCUCUCUCGCUGCUCAGACUCGUCCUCUCAGACCAUGUCGUCCCUCGGCAGGAUAGGUAUCCCCCACCGAAAACGUUCCGGUACCGGCAUAGAUCUGUCUGUCUCCCUCAGCGAGAACAACGGCCUGGGAAUAUACAACAGCCUGGGCGGCAGGGACCGCGGUGCCGACGACUGCUCUACAACUGGCUCUCUCGGCGUCGCCCGUCACUACCGUUCGGCCAGCGGUGCAUCCCAACUCUCGUUCGGAAGUCUUCCUCGGCCCGGUGGCCAGUAUGUCCAUCCCAUGCGCCAGACUCCCCGUCCUUACACGCCACCGCUGGGACUAUCAAAUCAGAUCUCUGCCACUGCCAGCACCGACUCGCACCUUGAGGGCAUACAGCGUGUGACAGACUUUGACGACCCUGUUCCCACCAGCCAGGACCUCUUCCCUGGCUCUCCUUCUCCCAGCAUCUACAACGAACCUCGGAGUUCUAUCCAAAUAGAAAGUGAGACUACUACUACUACUCACCCGCCUACAAAGGCCCGCUCUACUUCCUUCGGUCGUGUCUUCAACAAUAAUUAUAACAAUAACAUCAUCAACAACAACAACAGCCCUUCUCCCCGGGACACGGCCCCUCUCUCCAGGAACUCAUUAGAAUUCGGAUUGCGGUCGAGAUCCCGCCGCCCCAGCACUGUAGAUCCCGCCGCCCGCGCCAUAGCCGUGCAGGCAGCUCGUCAGGCCUUCGAGGACAGGGAGGCCGCCAAAAAUAGGAAACGUGAUGAACAGAAUUCCAAAGCCCUCGAUAAGGAGCAGCGCCGUCUCCGUCGGCUGGAGCGGGAAAACUCAUACAACAGUUACACGGGUGGAAGGCGGUCCAUCUCUGACUUUACCUUGCGCCGGUCUUCAAAGCUGAGUGAGAAAGACAGCCGCAGGAAGAACUCGACUUCUUCUUAUGCCGCUGACGACACCACUAAGAUCACAUGGAAACCAAAGAGCCCAAAGAGCGCCUGGGUUCUCUUCCUCACUUGGCUACGCACUAAGAUAUUCAAGAUAGGAAAAAAGCUGAAGAAAGUAGGCUAA